UGGAGUCUCUCGGUAACUCAAAGUGGAACUUGCCCUUAUCAAGUGAUAAUCCCCAAGGAGUAGAAUCAGGAGACUCAGUAUUACAUCAAGCCAGUAGAAUGCGACAGGAGCGAAUGAAUGGCGAGACUUUAGAGACUGAUAAGAGGGCCUCUGCAGACUUCACUGACUCCCUUGAUUCCAACAAGGAUUUCAAGAUUCUAUUACAUUCGAGUAACAAACCCUCAUCAAAUAUAGUUCAGCCCGAAAUGCCAACAGAAGAAGCUCUAUCGGGGCAAGCAAAACCAGUGAAUCGAAUGUCUUUGAGUUCUAUGAUCAAUGCCGACGAAUACACCACUUCUAGUAACCGUUCAGCAUCUCACACCCAGUCAUCGAAAUCAAUAACAGAAGGACAUCUUGAUAAUAGUACAUUAGGCUGUCCGGAAGAGUAUAUAUCAAAUAGCAGCAAUGAUCUGAGGGAUUUGGAGGCCGCGAAGAAAUCUGUUUCGCCAAAAGAUCAGGAUUUUGACCUAAAGGAUGCAACGAAAAGCACUAAAACUAAAUCAACAAGAUCGAAAGUGGGAGAUGCCGGAAAGGCUGCCGACAAACAAUUAAAAAAAAAAGUGGGUACGCCAAAACUCGAGUCCCCGAAAGCAGCCGUCAAUCUCACUGUUCAGUCUAAAACUCCUUCAAAGAAUGAUGACAGAAAACUUUUACAAAAAUCAAUGACCUCUUUACCCGCACCUUCUGUCUUGGAACUCAACGAGAGCCAAAUCAAUCGGCUCGAUGGGAAUGCGAAAGAGCCAAUAAUUGCAUUACAUAUUCCCCUUGUCCCACCUGGGAAGCAACCUGGCGAGUCGCAAGCAAUUUUCAAUGUAAUGAGACUCUGUGAAGACAAAUAUGGAUUUGAAGCCAUGCACCCCAACGGGCGGAUAACUUUCGAGAAUAUGGAAAUUGAUGAAGAUAUUGCAGAAGAUGAAAAUCAAGAACAGAACGACGAAGAUACCGCAGAGAUGGAUGAGGAAGCUGACACUAUAAGGAAGCUGGGAAUGAAAUUCAAAGCCGGAAUGACCGACGAAGAAAAGGAAGAAAUGAUUUUGAAAGAAAUUCAUAGAAGGAAAAUGGAGAGCAAUAAGAGGAUCGGAAAAUAUGAUCUCCUCGAUCCUUUCAUCGAUGAUGAGGAGCUUUUAUUUGAAGAACAGACAAAAAGCAACAAGGAUGGGUUUUACGUUUAUUAUGGUCCCAUUUCUGAUGAUAAUAAAUCAACCACGGUGAAGAGGAAGCCGACUACCUCAACAAAUGCUUCAAGCAACAAAAGGAAAAAAGUAAAUCCUUCAAGCGUGAAAAAACCCGAAUCUAAUUCAUCCUUAAUAACAAUUGCUCCAAAACCUUCCGUUAAUAAAAGUCAAACCUUGACUGCCCCCAAGAAGGACGGAAACUUUACAUCUGGAUCCGAGUCUCCAGUUUUGGGAGCAGCUCCAGAGCAUCAGAGUUUAAACGAGGCAACAAGCACUAGUGACUUAGGGGAGGAGCAGCUUAAAGUGAGCUUGGCAAGAUCCGAAACAAAGGGGCAAAACAGUAACAUUAUCGUGGGCUCGCUUCCACCUUUGUAAAGUUACCGGGAAGAUGGUGGCAACCAAUUAAUAUAUCGCAAGGUAUGCGAGCAGGCUGGGGCGAGUUUGUAUUGCAAACAAUGAACUAAAUUCCGGAAAGCCAGGCAGUUGUUUUGCAACUGUGAAUAUGGAGUGAUUCAAGUAAUUCUAGCUUGGAAUGGCGAAGUAACAAACAUACCAUAAAUUUAUACCGAAUAGCUAGUACAUUUCAGAAGUCGAUAAGGGUCCAAAAAACACCGAAUGAUUUUCUCAUAUGUAUGACAGCAUUGUCAGCUUUACAGUCUGCUUUCCUUUAGCAAUCAACUAGAUAAUUUAGAAUACUCGUAUUGAAAAAGGCUUGGGAAGCAGCUACAAUAACGUGUAGGGCACUUCGAACCAGUUGAACUCUAUCCGAAAAAUUGCACAAGUAGAGCAAAAUUGCAUGCACAAUCAAGAGCGUAUGUAACAAGAUAAGAUUUUUCGACGCGACGAAAUUGAAUCCGGGGUUCCCUAGAAAAUUCUAGCACCCGGCUGAUUUAGCUGCCUAU
This is a messenger RNA of Ogataea polymorpha, 2116 nucleotides long. RefSeq lists its product as uncharacterized. NCBI's taxonomy places the organism in Eukaryota, Fungi, Ascomycota, Pichiomycetes, Pichiales, Pichiaceae. The record is from RefSeq and is a predicted model, not a curated record. Bases 702 to 1589 code for a protein of 295 amino acids. The transcript has a single exon.